AUGGAUGGCAUCUCCACGUCCUUCGGGACCGUGAUGCUGUUUCAGAUCACCAUCGGGAUCUUGCUGAACGUACUGCUCCUGGUCUUUUACAUCCGCGCGUUGUGCGUCAGCCCCGGGUUCAGCUCCCUGGACCUGAUUUUCAGCCACCUGACUUUGGCCAACACCAUGAAUCUUCUCACCCUGGGAAUCCCGGAGACCCUCUCGGCCUGGGGUUGGAGAAAUUUCCUGAGCGACGUGGGGUGUAAAUUCCUCAUGUACGGUUCUCGAGUGGGCCGGGGGCUGGCCAUCUGCGCCAUCUGCCUCCUGAGCGUCUUCCAGGCCGUCGCCGUCGGCCCCGGGACCCCCCGGUUGGCCCGGCUCAAAGCCGGGUUGCCCAGGGGCGUCGUCCUCUCCUGCCUCCUGUCCUGGGGCCUCAGUCUGCUCGUAGAUUUAAGUAUGGCGUCGCACGUGACGGGCCCCAGGAACGGCAGCAGCGUUAAACUCGUGCUGGACCUCAGAUAUUGCGUAAAAGUCAGCGUCGGCACGGAAACCACCCUGCUCAUCGCCGUCGUGUUCUCCUUCCGCGACCUGUUCUUCGUGGGGCUGAUGAGUUUGGCCAGCGGCUACAUGGUGUUCGUCCUGUACAGACACCACCGGCGGGUCCGGCACCUCCACGGGCCCGGACGCUCCCCCGGGGAGAUGCCCGAGGUCAGGGCGGCCAAGAGGGUGGUGGUCCUGGUCGCUGUCUAUGGCCUCUUUUACGUACGACAGACCAUCAUGCUGAGCAUUAUACUCAACAUGAAAGAAAAAUCUCCUCUGCUGGUGAACUGCCAUAUGGUGUUAGCGUUCACCUUUCCGGUCGUCUGCCCGUUUCUGAUUAUUCAGAGCGACCGGAGGAUAAGUGCGAUCUGGAAAAAGGAAUCACCUGGUUCUAACGUAGAUUUUCCAUAG
This is a messenger RNA of Ornithorhynchus anatinus (platypus), 930 nucleotides long. Its product is annotated as vomeronasal 1 receptor ornAnaV1R3019. Lineage: Eukaryota; Metazoa; Chordata; Mammalia; Monotremata; Ornithorhynchidae. The transcript has a single exon. Gene Ontology annotation, cellular component: membrane. Gene Ontology annotation, biological process: G protein-coupled receptor signaling pathway. The record is from RefSeq and is marked inferred. Gene Ontology annotation, molecular function: pheromone receptor activity. Bases 1 to 930 code for a protein of 309 amino acids.